AUGGCUUCAAAUGCUUGCAAAUUCAUUUGCCUCAUUAUCUUCCUCUCCUUCGUCGCCCAAGGGUAUGGGGACUGUCAUCUUAAUUAUCUAUCUGUCAAACAAUCGAAGACCGGGAAAUUGGUUCAGAAUAAACCGGAGUGGGAAGUGAGAGUGACGAACCCUUGUAAGUGCAGAUUCCAGUACACACAGUUGUCCUGUGCCGGUUUCCAAUCGGUCACACCCGUGGCAACCUCGGUCUUGUCGAAAUCUGGUAACUUGUGUCUCAUCAACGCCGGAAAAUUCAUCUUUCCACACGUAGACUUCGUUUUCACAUACGUAUGGGACACUAGCUUCGAUCUCAAGGUCAUGGACGGUGUCAUCGUUUGCCCUUAA
This is a messenger RNA of Arabis nemorensis, 372 nucleotides long. Lineage: Eukaryota; Viridiplantae; Streptophyta; Magnoliopsida; Brassicales; Brassicaceae. The record is from the annotation of a GenBank genome assembly.